AUGCCUUUGUGGCGGACCAAAUCCAACCACAGUCAGGCUGGGAGCGAAUCGGAUCCCAAGAACGAUCCGGCUGUUUCUGCUUCUCAGGCGGCCGGGACAGCUUGGUUGAAAGGCCAUCCCAACCAUCUGACGGAGGAGCAGGAAAAGACUCUGCAUGAGUUUAAGAAACUGUGCGAGGAGAAUGGGUACUACAAGUCGGUGGAUGAAAAGGGGAAGCCCAGCCAUGACGAUGCGACAAUGCUGCGAUACCUCCGCGCGCGCAAGUUCGACCUAAAUGGCGCAUGGGGUCAAUUCAAGGACACUGAGGAAUGGCGUCACGAGAAUGCCAUCGAGUCGUUAUACGAGAAUAUCGACGUAGACUCCUACGAAGCUGCGAGAAGGAUGUAUCCCCAAUGGACGGGUCGUCGGGACCGCCGUGGUAUCCCGAUCUAUGUGUUUGAAAUCAGACACCUGCAUACCAAGAACAUGGCAGAAUACAACUCGACAAUGACCUCUUCGACCGCGACGGCGGACUCACACCAAUCCUCCAAGGUGCCUCAGCGCCUGCUGCGACUGUUCGCUCUCUACGAGAACCUUCUCCGCUUCGUCAUGCCCAUGUGCUCGCAGUUGGAUCGGCCGAACCCCGAGGCCCCCAUCGUGACCUCGACCAACAUUGUGGACGUCAGCGGUGUCGGCUUGAAACAAUUCUGGAAUCUGAAGGGACAUAUGCAGGAUGCCAGUGUUCUUGCAACGGCCCAUUACCCGGAGACAUUAGAUCGGAUCUUUAUCAUCGGUGCCCCGGCCUUCUUUCCGACCGUCUGGGGCUGGAUCAAGCGCUGGUUCGACCCAGUCACCACAUCCAAGAUCUUCAUCCUCUCCGCCUCCGAGGUCAAACCAACCCUCUCCUCCUUCAUGGAUGUGUCCAGCAUCCCCAAGCAAUACGGCGGUGAGCUCGACUGGCAAUGGAACGACAUGCCCAAUCUAGACGAACCCGCCCGCGAACUCCUCCGUCCUUUGGAAACUCCUCCAUCAGAGGGAGAAUCCAAGCCUGGCUUCAUCAAGGGUCCUGUCCUGUUCAAGGGCGAUCACAUCGAAAUCCUUGGCAAACUCAACGGCCAGAGUCGCAAGUCGACCAUCCCUGUCCCGCCGUCGUCGUCGUCUUCGAAGACAUUUGAUUCCCCAUCCCAAGAAGACCAUCCACCUCAAUACCAAGAAUCCCCCAAAUCAGAUGAUACCCCAACCAGCACCAGCACAACCACCACCGCUGUAGAAACCACGGCAGAAAACAACACCGAUCGAUCGACGGACGGCGAAACCACCGCCACAUCCACCACUAUCACCACCGAGAACGAAAAAGUGGGCGCGGAAAGAGUUGCUAAUGGGGAUGCGGCCACCGCUCCUGCACAGACCGUUACUGCCUAG
Molecule: messenger RNA, 1401 nt
Organism: Aspergillus tanneri
Lineage: Eukaryota; Fungi; Ascomycota; Eurotiomycetes; Eurotiales; Aspergillaceae
Product: SEC14 family lipid-binding protein
Exons: 4
Coding region: 1-1401 (466 amino acids)
Source: RefSeq, a predicted model, not a curated record